Encephalitozoon cuniculi GB-M1 is the source of this 729-nucleotide messenger RNA. Its product is annotated as proteasome core particle subunit alpha 7. The transcript has a single exon. NCBI's taxonomy places the organism in Eukaryota, Fungi, Microsporidia, Unikaryonidae. The record is from RefSeq and is marked provisional. Gene Ontology annotation, cellular component: proteasome core complex, alpha-subunit complex; proteasome core complex; nucleus. Bases 1 to 729 code for a protein of 242 amino acids.
AUGUCCAACCUAGAUUUUUGCACCAUCUACACCACAACAGGGCAAAUCGAUCAGCUUUCCUAUGCACAGAAGGCUGCAGACUCUGGAGACACAUGCAUUGGGAUGAAAAGCAAGCACGGGGUGGUUUUGCUGGCAGAGAAGCCGCGGGUGUCUCCUCUUUAUAUUCUUGAAUCCGAUGAGAAAAUAAGGAAGAUUGGAAACACCAUCGGUGUGGUGUGCACCGGGAUGAGCUCUGACACAUUUUAUGUCGGCUGUGCCAUCAAGGACUAUGUGUUUCAUCAUAAGGAAAACUUCAACGAGGAUCCUACGCCUGGGAUGAUGAAAGUCUAUCUGAAUGACAUAUUCCACUAUUUUACCAGGGGCAUCAACCUCAGAGUCCUGGGGGCAAACACCCUGACAAGUGUGUACAAAGACGGCAGCUUCUCAUUGCUGCACACGGAUUGCUCUGGAAAGACACUCUCCUAUAAAGCAGCCUGCAUAGGAAAGGGGACGAGGAGAAUCAAGACCGAGCUGGAAAAGCUGGACAUUGACACCAUGACCAUCGAGGAAAUGGUGGAUGUGGGAGUGAAGGUGCUGUAUAUGGCGCACGACCCUUCCAAGGACAAGGAGUUUGACAUCGAGAUUGGCAUUGCAUCCAUGGAGACGGGAGGGGAUCUAAGAAAGCUGGAGAACCACGAGAUACGCCCACUUGUUGGCAAGUACAAGCACAUCAGUGUCGACGAAGACUAA